Paraphaeosphaeria sporulosa is the source of this 1802-nucleotide messenger RNA. RefSeq lists its product as uncharacterized. NCBI's taxonomy places the organism in Eukaryota, Fungi, Ascomycota, Dothideomycetes, Pleosporales, Didymosphaeriaceae. Gene Ontology annotation, biological process: amino acid transmembrane transport. Gene Ontology annotation, cellular component: vacuolar membrane. The coding region runs from base 182 to 1594 and encodes 470 amino acids. Gene Ontology annotation, molecular function: amino acid transmembrane transporter activity. The record is from RefSeq and is a predicted model, not a curated record. The transcript has a single exon.
AAAACCGCCGCACCCGCCGGGCCCAGCAAUGGCCUUCAUCCUCUCUCCUACUCUGGGACGUCCUGCUGCCCCGCGGCUCCCUGCCCUGCUCUGUCCCAGAUAAUCCCACUGGUCCCCUCGCCGCACAGAGCCACCUGAAAACCCCACGCCUGCCCUGCACUUUCCUGUCGGUGCCGCAACCAUGUCCCAGCCACAUGAUUUUGGCAACGUGCUUGCUCCUCCCAUGUACGAGAAGGAUGACACGAGCUCCGCUGGGAAGAAGAGCGACCCGGAGCUCAGCCCACUCGACCAGACACCCACCAUCCACGAAGGCCAGGAAAAGUUCAACAGGUUGGGAUGGAAGCGCCUGACCAUCUGUCUCAUCGUUGAGGCCAUUGCUUUGGGAUCUUUGAGCGUGCCCAGCGCCUUUGCCACGGUUGGCAUGGUCGCUGGUGUCAUCCUCACCGUUGGGUUGGGGUUGGUUGCCAUCUACACCAGCUACGUCGUCGGCCAAGUCAAGUUGCGACAUCCAGAGGUCCAGCAUUACUCGGAUGCCGUAGGCUUGAUCUGGGGGCGGUUCGGUUACGAGCUCACCGGAGCCAUGUUCGCAAUCUUCCUGGUCCUCUUGGUUGGCUCCCACGCUCUCACGGGUACCAUUGCCUUCAUCAACAUCGUUGACAAGGAGAACAUGUGUGCCCUCGUCUGGGGAAUUGUGUCGGCCAUCAUUCUGCUUCUUCUCGCGUUGCCGCCGACCUUUGCCGAGUUCGCCAUUCUUGGAUACAUCGACUUUGUCAGCAUCAUCGUCGCCAUCAUGGUCACCAUCAUCUCUACCGGAGUCCAAGCGCAUAAUGCUCCGGGCGGCCUCGCGGCUGUCAACUGGUCGGUAUGGCCACCACCAGAGACGACUUUUUACCAGGCAUUCCUCUCAACCACCAACAUAAUCUUUGCCUACUCAUUCGCCAUCUGCCAGUUCAGUUUCAUGUCUGAGAUGCACACUCCCAAAGACUAUGUCAAGUCAAUCUGGGCAUUGGGAUUGAUCGAAAUCUUCAUCUAUACCGUGACCGGAGCUCUCAUCUAUGCCUUUGUCGGAAACGACGUGAAGAGUCCCGCGCUUUUGUCCGCCGGAACUACCGUCUCGCGCAUCGCCUUUGGCAUCGCUCUGCCCGUCAUCUUUAUAUCUGGCAGCAUCAACGGCACCGUAGUCGGCCGCUACAUUUUGGACCGAGCAUUUCCGAGAUCGCCAAUCCGAUACAUCAGCGGCGUCCGCGGCUGGGUUGUGUGGGUCUCUCUGCUAACUUGCCUUACGCUUAUUGCGUGGGUAAUUGCAGAGGCUGUCCCCUUCUUCAACGCGCUGCUCGGAAUCAUGUCUGCGCUGUUCAUUUCCGGCUUCACCUUCUAUUUCCCUGCGCUCUUCUGGUUUAAGCUUAUCAAGAGGGGCAAGUGGAACGAGGGCAUGCACAACAUCUCUCUGUCAAUCCUGAAUGCGUGCGUCUUCAUCAUUGGUAUCAUCAUCCUCGGGUGUGGUACGUACGCUAGUGUACAGGACAUCAUAAACCAGUACAACGGCAACAGCGUGAGAAGUCCAUUCACCUGCGACUCGCACUCGUAUACGUAAACGUAGCUGUGAGCAGCACGCGAUCGUCCUUGUCUCUAGAAUCAAUCAAUAUGAGUUGUCAACCCAGGCUUCCUACUUACACCUCGAGUGAUGCUCCAUGCAACGUACCUGGGAGAAGAAUGGCCGUGGGACUAUUGAAGAAACACAUUUCCAGCCUUGCUUGUUUGAUGGCGAUGAGAAGAGUACGGUAUCUCGAGUCGUGUGGACG